This is a messenger RNA of Pocillopora verrucosa, 1892 nucleotides long. RefSeq names its product potassium voltage-gated channel subfamily A member 1-like. The record is from RefSeq and is a predicted model, not a curated record. NCBI's taxonomy places the organism in Eukaryota, Metazoa, Cnidaria, Anthozoa, Scleractinia, Pocilloporidae. Gene Ontology annotation, molecular function: protein binding; delayed rectifier potassium channel activity. Gene Ontology annotation, cellular component: voltage-gated potassium channel complex; membrane. Gene Ontology annotation, biological process: protein homooligomerization; potassium ion transmembrane transport.
UCGCGGGUAAACUCUCACUGGGAGGAAAUUCGCCACAAAGUGAGUUCUUGUCUUCGAGCGAGAAAUAAAUCGCUAAUUAAUCGACACGGACAACACGAAACGGAUUUUCGGCGAGACAGUAUAUGAAGACAUCGCUCACCUGAGGUGUUUCUCGAGGUUGGAGUCAAUUUUAAGAGCGGCACCUUCGUUAAAAUUCAGACUGCAAAGUAACAGCAUAAGAAUAAUAUUAUUGAAAGACAAACGGCGCAAUUGAACGUGUAAGGCAAACAGCCCGCGGAGUGAACCGUAAGAAUCAUGGUGCAAUGACUUCAAACGCUACUUUCUCGAUGACAAAGAAAGAAAGUUCCGCCAGUUCAAGAAUUAGGAUCAACGUAAGCGGAACAAUGUUUGAAACUUUAGAAGAAACCUUGUCGAGGUACCCAGACACUCUUUUAGGAUGUCCAAAGAAGCGUGUUCAAUAUUUUGAUAAAAGACAUGACGAAUACUUUUUCAACCGAAACAGACUGGCUUUCGAUGCGAUUCUGUUUUAUUAUCAGUCGUAUGGGAGACUAGUUAGACCCGACAUGGUGCCUGAGAAUGUUUUUAUCGAUGAGGUACGUUUCUUCCAAAUUCGAAGCGCUUACACUUCUACUCGAGAUAAAAUCGAGCGUGCUCUUUUAGGAAAAGACGAGGAUUUACCACAAAACCUCAUACAACGUAAGAUAUGGCUGUUGUUUUCACAUCCCGAAUCAUCAUACGCAGCAAGAGUUCUGGCAGUUUUAUCUGUUGUUAUCAUUCUUCUUUCGGUCGUUAUACCAUGUUUUGAGUCGUCAUCUGGGGUCAUCAACUCUAUAAACAACAAUAGGAGCACGUUUUUCUCGUCUUUGGAGAUGGCCUGUUAUAUUUGGUUUACCUUCGAGUUAGUGGUUCGUUUUUGCAGCGCACCUCAUAAACUGCGGUUUUUUCGCUCAAUGCUUAACAUCGUUGACAUAAUCAGCGUAGUUCCGUACUAUGUUCUUCUAACAAUGCAAAACACUCGUGCACCGUUAUCGGUGCUGCGCGCGGCAAGAAUGCUGCGUGUUUUACGGAUAUUCAAACUCUCCCGCUACUCUAGUGGUAUGCGGAUAUUGAUAUUUACGUUUUAUACGAGUAUGAAAGAGUUGGGAAUGUUUUUUAUCUUCAUUUCCAUCAGUGUCGUGGUAUCAUCGAGCGCAGCGUACUACGCCGAGACUGGUUGCGAAAAAUGCGCUUUUACGAGCAUCCCUGACGCGUUUUGGUGGGCGGUGAACACGAUUACAACGGUGGGUUACGGCGAUCAGUACCCGCUGACAGCCUCUGGUAAAAUGGUGGGUUGUCUGCUGACCGUGUUUGGUGUUUUAAUCAUUGCUCUUCCAGUUUUCCUCUUUGUCGCAAACUUCAACAAAGUUAUGAACGCCAACAUGGCCGCAAUUGACCGCGCUGGAGAAAAAGAACGCUGAAGUCAACUGAACCCAUUGAAACUCUAAGUGUGCACUGAAAUGGCUUUCUCCGAUUGCUUGCCGAAUUUUGUAUCACGCGAAGUACUUUUAGCAAAGCAAAACAAAUUCUGCUAUCAUCUUGCACAUGAAUUGUGCAAAUAUUUUCUUUGUAUUUAAGCGCUUGUAUCGAUUACCAUUUGUUACUUUAAUGUUCUUUAAGUCCCUUCGAUAAUAGAAACUAUGACUAAUGUCAGAGCCACCCGCUAAAAGGUUUUUAUCAAUUUUCCUUAAUCAAAAUGAUGUCCAUGUUUGUGUUACCAACGCAAAAAUAUGACUAAUCUCUUUUUUCAGGCAGAUUAUUGAAAACCUGUUUGAAAAUAAGAUGGAUUAAUUGAUUGCUUGAAAAGGAUUUUAGCUAGUGUUAAGGGCAAUUCUUUCUGUUUAGUGAAAGAAAAU